This is a messenger RNA of Vigna angularis (adzuki bean), 935 nucleotides long. Its product is annotated as adenine phosphoribosyltransferase 4. The record is from RefSeq and is a predicted model, not a curated record. Gene Ontology annotation, cellular component: cytoplasm; cytosol. Bases 254 to 721 code for a protein of 155 amino acids. The transcript is spliced from 6 exons. Lineage: Eukaryota; Viridiplantae; Streptophyta; Magnoliopsida; Fabales; Fabaceae. Gene Ontology annotation, biological process: adenine salvage. Gene Ontology annotation, molecular function: adenine phosphoribosyltransferase activity.
GUGUUCCUUUCCCAUUCUUCUCUGUACUGUAGUACUCAAAACUCACUCCCCCACUUAUAUAUACAAUGUCGGCUUACAAAGACCAGGAUCCUCGUCUUCAUGGCAUCAAAACUAAGAUUCGUGUCGUCCCAAAUUUCCCCAAAUCCGGUUCCUUUUCUCCCUAUUUAAUCUUCUUUUUCUUCUUCGUCUCCUUCCUUUUUAACGAUGUUUUUUGGACUUAGAAAACGAACGACAUCGGAUUCGCUGAGGUAUUAUGUUCCAAGACAUUACUACUCUAUUGCUUGAUCCGAAAGCAUUUAAGGACACAAUCGAUUUGUUCGUCGAGCGAUACAAGGGCAAAAACAUUUCUGUUGUUGCAGGAAUUGAAGCUCGAGGUUUUAUUUUUGGUCCUCCCAUUGCACUGGCUAUAGGAGCAAAGUUCGUUCCUUUGAGGAAACCAAAGAAGUUGCCUGGAAAAGUUAUAUCCCAAGAAUAUAUUCUGGAAUAUGGAAGGGACUGUCUUGAGAUGCAUGUUGGAGCUGUUGAAUCUGGUGAACGUGCUUUAGUGGUUGAUGAUUUGAUUGCAACGGGAGGAACACUCUGUGCAGCUAUGGAUUUGCUAGAACGUGUGGGAGCAGAAGUAGUGGAGUGUGCAUGCGUAAUUGAAUUACCGGAAAUGAAGGGUCGUGAGCGUUUGAACGGGAAGCCAUUGUACGUGUUGGUGGAAUAUAAGGAGAAAUGAAGUGAUGAUGUGAUGAGUGAGGUAGGUUGGAGGCAAAGAAUAUAUUUUAAGAUGAUGUGUGUCUCUCUGUGGGUGCUUUCCCAUUUGGAUUCCCAUCUUAGCUUCGAGUAGGAACGAUCAAAUCAAAUUAAUGCAUUUCUGUGACCCACUCUUUGGGCCUCACCUUUGCUUCCCCACCCCUUUUUCAAAUAAAAUUUUACAUCUUUGCCUAUGA